CUCGCUCUCACAGAUCCGAGCUGAUGCUUCUUCUGAUGCUUCCUCUGCAGAAUUGGUCUGAUGGAGCAAAGGCACUCAGCGCGGCUCGGUAGACAAAGACAACAAUGGGACCAGUAUGCAAACAGCAUGGAUUGUACUGGAAAUUUUACACAGGACCAGAGAUCUCCAACGGGAGAGAAACCCUUCAAGUGCACUGUCUGUGGGAAGGCGUUUAAAGAUUCAUCUUAUCUUAAAAUACACCAGAGAACACACACAGGAGAGAAACCCUUCAAGUGCACUGUGUGUGGGAAGGCAUUUUCAGAUUCAUCUGAUCUUAAAAAACACCAGAGAACACACACAGGAGAGAAACCCUUCAAGUGCACUGUGUGUGAGAAGGCAUUUGCAUGGUCAUCAUGUUUACAGAUCCACCAGAGAACACACACAGGAGAGAAACCCUGUAAGUGCACUGUGUGUGGGAAGGCAUUUUCAAAUUCAUCUUAUCUUAAAAUACACCAGAGAACACACACAGGAGAUAAAGCCUUCAAGUGCAGUGUGUGUGAGAUGGCAUUUUCACAGUCAUCUAAUCUUAAAAUCCACCAGCGAAUACACACAGGAGAUAAACCCUUCAAGUGCAGUGUGUGUGAGAUGGCAUUUUCACAGUCAUCUAAUCUUAAAAUCCACCAGAGAACGCACACAGGAGAGAACCCCUUCAAGUGCAAUGUGUGUGAGAUGGCAUUUUCACAUUCAUCAAAUCUUAAAAAGCACCAGAGAACGCACACAGGAGAGAAACCCUUCAAGUGCACUAUGUGCUUGAAGGCGUUUGCACAUUCAACACAGCUUCAUAGACACCAGAGAACGCACACAAGAAAGAAACCCUUUAAGUGCAGUGUAUGUGGGAAGGCAUUUUCAAGUUCGUCGUAUCUUAAAAUACACCAGAGAAUACACACAGGAGAUAAACACUUCAAGUGCAGUGUGUGUGAGAUGGCAUUUUCACAGUUAUCUAAUCUUAAAAUCCACCAGAGAACGCACAAAGGAGAGAACCUCUUCAAGUGCAGUGUGUGUGAGAUGGCAUUUUCACAGUCAUCAAAUCUUAAAAAGCACCAAAGAACGCACACAGGAGAGAAACCCUUUAAGUGCAGUGUGUGUGGUAAGGCAUUUUCAAGUUCCUAUUAUCUUAAAAUACACCAGAGAUCACACACAGGAGAGAAACCCUUUAAGGGCACUGUGUGUGGGAAGGCAUUUUCAAAUUCACAUCUUAAAAUCCACCAUAGAACGCACAAAGGAGAGAACCCCUUGAAGUGCAGUGUGUGUGAGAUGGCAUUUUCACAUUUAUCAAAUCUUAAAAUACACCAGAGAACACACACAGGAGAGAAACCCUUCAAGUGCAGUGUGUGUGAGAUGGCAUUUUCACAGUCAUCUAGUCUUAAAAUCCACCAGAGAAUACACACAGGAGAUAAAGCCUUCAAGUGCAGUGUGUGUGAGAUGGCAUUUUCACAGUCAUCUAGUCUUAAAAUCCACCAGAGAAUACACACAGGAGAUAAACCCUUCAAGUGCACUGUGUGUGAGAUGGCAUUUUCACAGUCAUCCAAUCUUAAAAAGCACCAGAGAACGCACACAGGAGAGAAAGCCUUUAAGUGCAGUGUGUGUGGGAAGGCAUUUUCAAGUUUAUAUUAUCUUAAAAUACACCAGAGAAUGCACACAGGAGAGAAACCCUUCAAGUGCAGUGUGUGUAGGAAGGCAUUUUCAAGUUCGUCUUAUCUUAAAAUACACCAGAGAUCACACACAGGAGAGAAACCCUUCAAGUGCAGUGUGUGUGAGAUGGCAUUUUCACGGUCAUCACAUCUUAAAAAGCACCAGAGAACGCACACUGGAGAGAAACCCUUUAAGUGCAGUGUGUGUGGGAAGGCAUUUUCAUGUUCAUAUUAUCUUAAAAUGCACCAGAGAACACACACAGGAGAGAAAGCCUUCAAGUGCACUGUGUGUGGGAAGGCAUUUUCAAGUUCAUUUUAUCUUACAAUACACCAGAGAACACACACAGGAGAGAAACCCUUCAAGUGCACUCUGUGCGGGAAGGCGUUUGCACGGUCAUCACAUCUUUAUAGACACCAGAGAACACACAGGCAUCAGAAGACCCCCAAAGAGUGUAGUCUGAAAUCGACUUGUGAAAGUCAAAGUGCUGCAAUGAGCCCAUCCAUCCUGAAAAAAGAACCAGAAGUAAAUUCCAGCUUGGACACUAUGAAAUGUAUCAAGGUGAAAUUUGAAGAUGCGACAGUGACCAGCGAAGAAGUGACAGUGAAGAGCGAAGAAGUGAAGGUAAAAUGUGAAGAUGAACAUUCAACUCCAAAAUCGGACCUUAACAUCAAUGGAGGCAACGUGAAACAGGAGGAGAAUUCUGACUAUGAGGCAGAGCAAGGCAACUCCCAGCAGUUUGUGGAAGUGGAGGUGUGGGUGGACUUCUUAGACAAUACAAAGUCAAAUGGAGAACCUGUAAAGACUACAAGCGACAGAGAGUCAUGCGACGGGCAGACUCCGGGGCAUGGCCUCGAGAUCAACAAUGGGUGUUGUCUCGCAGAGAAGAGGGGCGAAGUGAUGCUCGGUGCUGAGUUCGGCAUGGACCGACAGAUGACGUCAUGUCACCUGCUGCCGCGUGACGUCACGAGCUGCUACACCGCGCUCGCUCUCACAGAUCCGAGAAUUGGUCUGAUGGAGCAAAGGCACUCAGCGCGGCUCGGUAGACAAAGACAACAAUGGGACCAGUAUGCAAACAGCAUGGAUUGUACUGGAAAUUUUACACAGGACCAGAGAUCUCCAACAGGAGAGAAACCUUUCAAGUGCAUUGUGUGUGGGAAGGCAUUUUCAGAUUCAUCUGCUCUUAAAAAACACCAGAGAACACACACAGGAGAGAAACUCUUCAAGUGCACUGUGUGUGUGAAGGCAUUUUCAAGUUCAUUUAAUCUUAAAAAACACCAGAGAACACACACAGGAGAGAAACCCUUCAAGUGCAGUGUGUGUGAGAUGGCAUUUUCACAGUCAUCUAAUCUUACAAUCCACCAGAGAACGCACAAAGGAGAGAACCCCUUCAAGUGCAGUGUGUGUGAGAAGGCAUAUACAAGUUCAUCUUAUCUUAAAAUACACCAGAGAACACACACAGGAGAGAAACCCUUCAAGUGCAGUGUGUGUUGGAAGGCAUUUUCAAGUUCAUUUUAUCUUAAAAAACACCAGAGAACACACACAGGAGAGAAACCCUUCAAGUGCAGUGUGUGUGAGAUGGCAUUUUCACAGUCAUCAAAUCUUAAAAUGCACCAGAGAACGCACACUGGAGAGAAACCCUUUACGUGCAGUGUGUGUGGGAAGGCAUUUUCAAGUUCGUCUUCUUUUAAAAUACACCAGAGAAUACACACAGGAGAGAAACCCUUCAAGUGCAGUGUGUGUGAGAUGGCAUUUUCAAGUUCAUCUAGUCUUAAAAUCCACCAGAGAACGCACAAAGGAGAGAACCCCUUCAAGUGUGGUGUGUGUGAGAUGACAUUUUCAUAUUCAUCAAAUCUUAAAAUGCACCAGAGAACGCACAAAGGAGAGAAACCCUUUAAGUGCACUGUGUGUGGGAAGGCAUUUUCAAGUUCGUCUUAUCUUAAAAUACACCAGAGAUCACACACAGGAGAGAGACCCUUCAAGUGCACUCUGUGCGGGAAGGCGUUUGCACAGUCGCCACAUCUUCAUAGACACCAGAGAACACACAGGCAUCAGAAGACCCCCAAGGAGUGUAGUCUGAAAUCGACUUGUGAAAGUCAAAGUUUUGCACUGAGCCCAUCCCUCCUGAAAAAAGAACCUGAAGUAAAUUCCAGCUUGGACACUAUGAAAUAUAUCCAGGUGAAAUGUGAAGACGCAACAGUGAAGAGCGAAGAAGUGACAGUGAAGAGCGAAGAAGUGAAGGUCAAAUGUGAAGAUGAACAUUCAACUCCAAAAUCGGACCUUCACAUCAAUGGAGGCAACGUGAAGCAGGAGGAGAAUUCUGACUGUGAGGCAGAGCGAGGCAACUCCCAGCAGUGUGUGGAAGUGGAGGUGUGGGUGGACUUCUUAGACAAUACAAAGUCAAAUGGAGAACCUGUAGAUGUGUAAGCUUGAGACAACGAAGCUGCAAUAGAUUCACAUUUGUCACAGGCCUUUAAUGAAAAGAACGUGAAGUUGAACAUUCCAUUCCUAGUUUCAACCUGCAGAGUAAGAGCGGUCAUUAUUUGCGGACCUGUGGGUUGGGUAGAUCUCUAACUAGGAGCGAGAGCCAAUAAGCUCCCAAGCAUUCACUAUGUUAUAAUAAUAUCAUUUAUAUGGUGCUUGCUUAAUUGCCUCAGCAACUCUGAGUUUGUUAUCAUCUCAUCACAAACACUGAAAGAGCACGCCUAUUGGCGUCCUCUGGAUUAACACCGUUAUUAGGCUCGAAAGAAAGCUGUCUCUGGUGUGGACCAAUCAGUUUCAAAGACAAUGCAUAUGUUGUGUCCUAUGACUAACCACACGGCGAUCCGAGGGGAGAGAAUUUCACGUAAAAACAGAGGCACGACCCAUACAUCGAGACUACUGCGAGUUACAGAAGACUAUAAGCGACAGAGAGUACUGCGACGGGCAGACUCCGGGGCAUGGCCUCGAGAUCAACAAUGGGUGGUGUGUCUCGCAGAUAAGAGAGGCAAAGUGAUGCUCGGUGCUGAGUUCGACAUGGACCGACAGAGUAUCGCUGAGAGUUUUAUUCUACAUUUAUCCUGAUGUUUUGAGUCGCUUGCAAAGUCAAGGAUUGCGAUAAGUUGUAUUAAGCUUUCACAGUUGUUCAAGAGGUGUGCAAAUACAAUUUACAAGUUUUGAGCGUGAGUUCCAGCUCCCACGAGCAGCUGCGAUCAGCAGGCUUCGGGGAACCUGCCCCCGUGACUGGCACAUCGUCAACGAGCUGCACCAGCAGAAGCCACGAGUCUAUGAAAUCAACACAAAGAGUUGAAUUACUGCAAGCAGCAAGCUCUGGGGUGGGACUCUGCAAUCAACCAAGGAUGAAGAGGCUUGCCGAGUACCAAUGGGUCACCGAGUACGAGCUCGGGGCUGACAGAAGAAGUAUCGCUCAAAGUUGUUCUACACUGAGUACCAGCUCCCACGAGCAGCUGCAGCCCGAGAGAUAGAGUGACGAGCAACGACGAGCAAUCAACCGGGAGAAAGGGUGGAAGCCCAAGCAUCGACCAAGCCAGCAUCGCAGAGAACCAGCUGCACGCGCAACCAGGCAUCGCCAGAGAGCACGGUAGCCAGAGAGAGAGCGCAGCAGCGCCACCGAGAAAGGGUGUCAGCUGCCAGCGGACGAGCGGCGAGCGCUGUCGAGCACCUUGAAAGACAAGCAUCGUGCCGACUCAGCUCAUCCAGCAGGGGAAAGAGCCUGACCAGCUGCCUGUGAGGAAGAGGAGAGUGCCAGCGAGAGCGCCGUGGGUUCGACCCACACACACCGACCAGCACCAGCUGUGAACCAAGACACGAGUGAGGAACGGCGACAAGCAGACGAGCUGCGGGCGCUAUCUGACGACGGAAUCAUCGCGCACUGCUGACGGCGAGCGUCGUGCCGACUCUUCACCCAGCAAUGGGCAGCAGCUUCAGCUGCCGCCGAGCGAGAGAGAGCGAGGAAGCUGUGUAUAUGACCCUCCCCCACACUCGCAUACCACGUAUCAUCCAGCGUCUACUUGACGCAUAGAAUUGAUCGAGGAGACAAAACCACCAAACACACACAUACCGCACAUACCGGGACUAAUAAUAAUAACAAUAAUGAUAAGAGUGUGUCAAGUAUUAGCUGAUAGUGAAGAACAUUGCUGCCCAUUGAGUCACGUAGAUACGGUCAUUGAGAAGUUUUUUAGUCGGUCUUUUUGUUAAUUUUAACUACCGAUGAAUUCAUUGACGAAACUAAACAUUUAGAAACCUUUGUUACGAAUCCACACACUCACAGGGGAGACUAUUGUGUUUAAAUCUUUCUUUUGAUCACAGAAUCUUGCCCGCAAAUUUAUUGAAGCCUUAGCCAAUUGAUAAACAUUUGCUGAAGCAGGCACACUGCCACACACCAUUGUUCCAAGACAUUUAGUUAAUUACAUAAUCUACCAAUGAAUUCAUUGAAGUCUACUUUUGCAUUGGGGACAUGUUUCUUUAUUGCCGUUCGUAUGAAUAUCGUCACAUUUAUUUUUAAAUCCUUUAUAUUAAGUUCGCUUGCUUGCUUGCUUGCGUGCUUGCUUGCUUGCUUGCGUGCUUGCUUGCUUGCUUAGGACCGUGCAAAUCUUUCGCUCGUUUUUUAACCCACUUCCCGUGAUCCAAUUGAGCUGACAUUUUCCACACAGACUCGUUGUGCGAGACAAUGUUCGUGAAAAAUUUUUUCAAAAAUGUAACACUUUUUAGGCAAAAAUUUUUUAUUUUACAUUUAUUCAAAUACAACUCAUUCAUGGCUUUGGCUGAACGUCACAGUAUAGGAGCCCAGAGCGUAACCCCUCCACAGGCCAUGGCGGAGUAGCGCAGUUGGUAGCGCCCUCGCUUCCCAUGCCAAAGGUCGCGGGAUCGAUCCCCGCGUCCUCCACAGGCGAAUAUAUUUUUAAAUCCUUUAUAUUAAGUUUGCUUGCUUGCUUAGGACCGUGCAAAUCUUUCGGUCGUUUUUUAACCCACUUCCCGUGAUUCAAUCGAGCUGAUAUUUUCCACACAGACUCGUUGUGCGUGACAAUUAAUUUUCGUCAAAAAAAUUUCCGAAAGUUUACACUGUUUAGUGAAAACAAAUUAAAUAUGUAAUUACCAAUUGCUUAAUACUGGCAGACAAUCAUCUGACCCAUAGGUGGCAGCCAUCUCAAGCCAGAGGACGAGAGGACUCUAGCCGCCACGCAUAUAAAGGAUUUAGAGUGAAAAACUUUGUUUUUACGGGUUAAGUUUUUUAAGGACUUUUUCCUAUGCUCGCGUGACUCUUAGGAAUUAACCUAUUGCUCUGUUACCCAGUUUAACAGCGUAAUCAUGGAGGGUUAAAUGGUCGGAUCAAUGAGGAGCACAUCUCC
Lethenteron reissneri (Far Eastern brook lamprey) is the source of this 7016-nucleotide messenger RNA. RefSeq names its product zinc finger protein 836-like. Gene Ontology annotation, biological process: regulation of transcription by RNA polymerase II. NCBI's taxonomy places the organism in Eukaryota, Metazoa, Chordata, Hyperoartia, Petromyzontiformes, Petromyzontidae. The record is from RefSeq and is a predicted model, not a curated record. Gene Ontology annotation, molecular function: RNA polymerase II cis-regulatory region sequence-specific DNA binding; DNA-binding transcription factor activity.